This is a messenger RNA of Lodderomyces margitis, 1539 nucleotides long. RefSeq lists its product as uncharacterized. Lineage: Eukaryota; Fungi; Ascomycota; Pichiomycetes; Serinales; Debaryomycetaceae. The coding region runs from base 1 to 1539 and encodes 512 amino acids. Gene Ontology annotation, molecular function: oxidoreductase activity, acting on paired donors, with incorporation or reduction of molecular oxygen; heme binding; monooxygenase activity. The transcript has a single exon. The record is from RefSeq and is a predicted model, not a curated record.
AUGGUUGUUGCUAUCUUGUAUGAUUAUUUUUUCCAACCUCAAAGAAUACGAGGCAUUUAUUCAAUCCCGGGCGAACUACCGGUCGUUGGUCAUUUGCAUUUGCUGUUGCAUAACCCUGCCAAGGCGUAUAUGGAAUGGGCGUCCCGUUACAACAAGUCAGUUUAUCAAAUUAGGUUGGGAACAAGAUGGGUCGUUGUGGUGAAUUCAUACGAUGCAGUGGUUGACAUUUGGAUGAACCAUUCAUGUCAGAAUAACUCAAGGCCGGUGAGCUACACAUUCCAUGGCUUAAUCGGCUCUUAUCAUAGCUUCACAGUGGGUUCAACACCACAAAGUAUAACCUACAGGAGAAAGAAAAGAGCCAUCUCCCAACUACUCCACACCAAGUCAAUAUCGUCUCGUGAGCUGUUUAUUUGUGAGGAAAUAGAGUUUAUUCUACACGAGAUAAGGGAAGUUGCCAACGACACUGAUGUGGAUUUAACUAAUUAUCUAAAGUAUUUUGCCUUGCGAUGCAGUGUGUUUUUGACAUAUGGUAUCCAUUUAGACUGCUUUGGUAAAGAUAAUGCAUUGUGCAAUGAGAUCAUAUCAAAUGAGAGCAAUAUAAUCAGGCUAAGAUCACCCAUAUCCAAUUUUCAAGACUCCAUACCUUUGUUGAAACACUUUCCACUGCUCACCAAUGCCCGCCUUGCACUGCAGUGUGGAUAUAAAAGAGAAAUGUACAUGAGCGAACUUUAUCAUAGGUUUCAAGAUGGAUUUAGAGAUGGACACGAGGAUAAUAUAAGUAGCUUUGUUGGUCAGCUAUUAGCAGAAAGUAGCGUCAAUCAAUUGAAUGAAGCAGAGAUUUACAGCAUUUGUUUGACUUUCAUCAGUGCUGGCUUGGACAACACACCACUUAAUCUAAAUUACUUGCUUGGAAUUCUUUCGCAACCAGAAGUUGGAUGGCUGUAUCAGUCAAAAGCUGUAAACGAGAUUCUUGCUAAUUCCAGAGGAGACUCUACAAGGGCGUGGGAACAGCUGAAUGGGUCAGACUUGAGAAAUGCUUACGUUCACGCAUUGAUUUUGGAGACAUUGAGACAGUUUACUGUACUUCCAUUGAGUUUACCUAGAACUAUAACGAGAGAUAUACUCUAUGAAAAUGUAAAGAUUCCAGCUGGCACCCAGUUAUUCAUGAAUGCAUAUGCUGCCAACCAUGAUGCAACUCAUUUUGUUGCUCCUUUUGAGUUUAGACCGGAAAGGUGGAUUGAUGAGAAUGGCCACAUUAGCUUCACUGCAAAAGCAUAUCAACAUUUUGCAUUUGGCGCAGGUUCAAGAAUGUGCUCGGGAUAUAGCUUUGCCCUCAAAGAGAUGUACAUAUUUAUGGUUAAGAUUUUGUUGAUGUUUGAAGUGCAUCCCCCCGAUUCCAACUUGAUGAUUACAGAUCCCUUUGUCAGCAACGGAAACCCGCGCGCGACUUCAUUUGAACCACUUGGCCACAACAUCAAGUUGUCUUUACGACAAUUUCCCAACAGCGAAAGGCCGCAUGACAUGGCAUUAAUAAUCUAG